This is a messenger RNA of Symbiodinium sp. CCMP2456, 1389 nucleotides long. Lineage: Eukaryota; Dinophyceae; Suessiales; Symbiodiniaceae. The record is from the annotation of a GenBank genome assembly.
AUGAGGCCAUCCAAAGGCGAUCCCUCCAAGACGAGCUCGUCGAGGAGCUGUUCUCAGCGUGGGACUGCAGGUGCUGGGCAGCAAAGAAGCUGGACAAACACGAAUUCGUUUUGUGAUGGAAGGUCGAACUCGCCGCUCCAGCGAUUUCAGCAGGCAGAUCACUUCAGCAACGCAACAUCGCUGCCGAUCGUGUAUAACCGGUCCAUCAGCGCAUGCCGAAGAUAUGCAGGAUGGGAGGAGGCGCUUCGGAUCCUCCAUGGACUCAGGUCUGUCUCGCUGCAGUGCGACCUUGUCGGCUGCAGCUCCGCGAUGAGCGUCUGCGAUGCAGCUUCGCAGUGGCAGCGAGCCACGGCGCUGCUUGAGACGACAAAGGCCACUCUCGGGCCGCCAGACGUGAUCAUGUACGGCGCAGAAAUGAACGCCUGUCAAAAAGGCAGGCAGUGGCAGCGAGCCAUCCGGUUGCUCAAGGAUCUGCGCCGCAGUUUGCGGGCGGACCUGGUAACGUUGAACACCGCGAUGUGUGGCCCAUCAUCAGGCGAGUGGCAAAACGCCACGCACCUGCUUGAGGAGGGUGCCUCUUGGUCACUACAGCCGAGCAUGGUCAGCUACAAUGUCGCUAUGCGAAGUUCGAGCUGGAGGAGGGCCGCAGAAUUUCUGAUGGCGGCCGGAAGGAACAAGUUGCGAUCCACGGUAACCACCUGCGGCACGAUGCUGUCGCGAUGCGAGCUGCCCUGGGCGGCGGAGCUGGUUCAUCUGUCUCAGAUGCAGUCCCAGCAGCUGGAGCCGAACGUCAUCACUUUGAGUUCGGUGCUCUCCGCUUUGGCCGUGGCGAGCUGGGAAACCUCUUUGGAUCUCCUCGCCGAGGCCCAAAAGCGUGAGAUGCAGCCCAACGAGUUUGCCUUGAGCGCGGCCACCAGCGGAUGUGAGCAGAGCGCCGAGUGGGAGAUCGCAUCGCACCUGCUGCGUGAAGUUGGCGUCGGAUUGCAAGCGAGCCUGAGCUGGAAUGCGGCAGCAAGCGCUGCGGCUACAGGCAGCGCUUGGGGACACGUGGUUGCCUUGUUGCGGACUCUGCCAACCCAGAGUCUGCGGGCAGAUCUCUUGACCAUGAGUGCCGCCGUCAGUUCGAUGGUCGGCCACAGGCGCUGGACAUAUGCCUUGUUCUUCUUGUGCGAGCACUCUGUGCUGUCCACAGAGUCCGAUGUCGUGAUCUACAGCGCAGGCAUGACCAGCUGCGAGGAGUGCCAGGAGUGGCGCUGGGCCCUGCAGCUUCUGAAGGCCUCAGACAAAGCUCUGGGGCCGGCCAACGACAUCGCUUUCAAUGCAGUCGUUGCCGCCUGCGAGCAAGGUGAGCGCGGGCACGCCAGUGAGAGCCAGAGUGAAAAAGCAUGA